Messenger RNA from Vicia villosa (hairy vetch), 3652 nucleotides. RefSeq names its product pentatricopeptide repeat-containing protein At4g02750-like. The record is from RefSeq and is a predicted model, not a curated record. The coding region runs from base 164 to 2269 and encodes 701 amino acids. Lineage: Eukaryota; Viridiplantae; Streptophyta; Magnoliopsida; Fabales; Fabaceae. Gene Ontology annotation, molecular function: RNA binding; protein binding; zinc ion binding. The transcript has a single exon. Gene Ontology annotation, biological process: RNA modification.
UAUCUAUUUGAUAUGAUUUAUUGAAUGAGUGUAAAUUUGAACUCUCCUACUAUAAUUUGACUUUGACAUCAAUGAGAAAAAUUUGCCUCAAACUCGUAAAGAGUAAAGAAGAUGCCGCAUAGAAAAUCAUCGAAAGCAAAACUAGGAGAUAUGGUGAAUACAUAUGGCCAAGUUAAUUAAACCUACGAUGAAGUUCAAACAACAACUUCGCGAAGCCAUAGAUUUUCUGUUCACACGCGGUCCCGCUUCUUCCGCCGACUACACUCGUCUUAUACUUCACUGUGCUCAAUCCAAUGACUUCAAUCAAGCCAAGAGAUUACAGUCUCACAUGGAACUUCAACUUUUUCAACCCACAGAUUCCUUCAUCCAUAACCAACUUCUUCAUAUAUAUGCCAAGUGUGGAAAACUCUCAGAUGCUCAGCAACUGUUUGAUAAAAUGCCUAAGAGGGAUAUUUAUUCUUGGAAUGCAUUGCUUUCUGCUUAUGCCAAGGUGGGUUCGGUCGAGGAUUUGAAUGCAGUCUUUGAUCAGAUGCCGCAGAGGGAUUCUGUUUCAUAUAACACGUUGGUUGCUUGUUUUGCAAGUAAUCGGCUUUCGAGUAAAGCACUGAAUUUUUUUGUGAGAAUGCAAGAAGAUGGGUUUCAGCCUACUCAGUACUCUUAUGUGAACGCGUUGCAAGCAUGUUCUCAGCUCUUGAAUUUAAGGAUUGGGAAACAAGUUCAUGGGAGAGUUGUUGUUGGUGAGUUUGAGAAAAAUACUUUUGUUUGGAACGCUGUGACUGAUUUGUAUGCCAAGUGUGGUGAUAUUGACAGGGCACGCUGGCUAUUUGAUGGAAUGAUUAAAAAAAAUCUUGUCUCGUGGAAUCUGAUGAUGUCUGGGUAUGUGAAAAUGGGAAACCCUGAUGAGUGCAUUCAUUUGUUUAAUAAGAUGCAGUUAUCUGGUUUGAAACCUGACCAAGUUACGGUUUCUAAUGUUCUCAAUGCCUACUUUCAAUCUGGUCGUGUAGAUGAUGCGAGGAAUAUGUUUAGUAAAAUAGCCAAAAAGGACGAGAUUUGUUGGACUACUAUGAUAGUUGGUUAUGCACAAAAUAGAAGAGAGGACAGUGCUUUGAUGCUAUUUAGUGACAUGCUUCGUGAAAAUGUUAGACCUGACAGCCACACCUUUUCUAGUGUCGUAAGCUCUUGUGCCAAGUUAGCAUCUUUGUAUCACGGUCAGGUUAUCCAUGGAAAAAUUAUUCUUAUAGGUGUUGAUAGUAACGUGCUUGUAUCGAGUGCACUUGUUGAUAUGUAUUGCAAGUGUGGAGUCCCUUUGGAUGCUCGGCUAAUUUUCGAAACUAUGCCUAUUAGGAAUGUGAUCCCUUGGAAUUCCAUGAUUUUGGGUUAUGCACAAAAUGGACAGGCUCAGGAGGCCUUGGCUCUGUAUGAAAGAAUGUUGCAAGAAAAUUUCAAACCUGACAAUAUUAGUUUUGUGGGUGUCUUGUCUGCGUGUAUCAAUGCUGAUAUGGUUAAAGAAGGACAUAAAUAUUUCAACUCAAUCAGUGAACACGGAAUGACACCCACGUUAGAUCACUAUGCAUGUAUGAUUACUCUCCUUGGUCGGUCGGAUAAUAUUGACAAAGCGAUGGAUUUAAUUAAAGCUAUGCCUCACAAACCAGAUUACCAAAUUUGGUCUGCCUUACUAUCUGUUUGCUCCAAGGGAGACAAAGAGACUGCAGAGCUUGCGGCUAAUUAUCUGUUUCAACUGGAUCCACAUAAUGCUGGACCUUAUAUUAUGCUUUCCAACUUGUAUGCCGCAUGUGGGAGAUGGAAAGAUGUAGCAGUUGUAAGAUCUCUUAUGAAAAACAACAAUGCAAAGAAGUUUGCUGCAUACAGUUGGGUCGAGGAUGGGAAUGAAGUCCACCGAUUUGUUUCUGACGAUCAAAAUCAUCCAGAAAUGGAAAGAAUCUAUACUGAAUUGAACAGAUUGGUCAUAAAAUUGCAACAAAUUGGCUAUAAUCCAGAUACGGGUAUUGUUCUACAUAACGUGGGAGAGGAAGAAAAAUUGAGAUCCAUCUCGCACCAUAGUGAGAAACUUGCUCUUGCAUUUUCUUUAACUUUAAAACCUAAUGGAGUUUCACCGAUACGGAUCAUGAAGAAUAUACGUAUUUGUGAUGACUGUCAUGUAUUUUUGAAGCUUGCUUCAAUUGUUAUAGCUCGACCAAUCAUUAUAAGAGAUUCAAGCAGGUUUCAUCAUUUCUUUGGUGGAAAGUGUUCUUGCAAGGACCACUGGUAAAGUCUCAAUCAAAUUGUGAUAUCUUCUGAACUUUGAAUGUUUUCGAAAGAAGGGUCCACAAUAUCAUAUGCACUUUGUAUCCUGUCUAAUUGAAACAAGAUGAAAAGCUAUGAUAUGGAUUGAGAUUUCAAGGACUUGCGAAACUGUGCAAAAUGCGAAUGUUAGGCAAGAAGAACAAGGAUGCUAUGAUGAAAGCUUCUUUUGACUAAGCAAAGCAGCUUAAGACAUUUGGGGCUACAACACAAUUAUGUGUUGAGUUCAAUGAUUAAGAUAGACCCUUGAAAGAGUGUCCAGAAAAUUAUUAAAUGCAUGCGUCUUGAUGGAGAUCAGGGGUGGAAAUUAUGUGAUGUGUACCAUAUGAAACACUAUAUUGGCCGAGUAAAUUGCUUGUUUAUUAAUGUAAAAUUAUGAUUAUACACAUUCACAAGCAUUACAUGUUUUAUAUUAAUAAAGGAAAUUAUUUAGUCGUCUCCCUACUAUUGUUCUAAUUGUUCUUUUCUUUCUUAUUAACACAUUUCAGUUUUUGUUAUACAUCAUUCUUGUUCUUAUGUUUUCUAUAUUUUUUUACAUCUUAUAACUGAUCCGCAGACCACAGUCAUAUAUUUACAUUUUACUGUUGAAUAGUGCUACAUCCUACUAAUAAUCUUCCUCGUAUUUUAGAAGAGAAAUGUUGUAAAUAUAUAACUUAGCUCUAAUUAAUAUUUUGAAUUCAAUCAAUAAGAUUCAGAUUUCUUUCUUUUUUCCAACUUUAUAACAAAGCUCCUGCUUUGCUUCUGCAUUUAGUUGCUGUGAUUGGUUUUUUUUAUUCGUGGCGCCCAGUCAAUGUCGCCUGUCGUUAGCCACUAUCCUUCGUCAUUUAUGGCUGUGGACAAAAUCCCCCAGCAACUUAUCCGGCAAUACCACCCAUAUCAGGAGCACGGGAGCUUUUAACGAGCUCAUAGUAGCUCAUGUGUUCAAAUUCUUCAGUCACUGCAUUUUGUUACCUUAUUAUUUUUGGUAUCUACAACUUAUCUUGUUACCCUUGUCAGCCAAAUUUGCCAAUCCAAGGCCCUCUUCUGGACCAUACCAUACUGACCAAAGUUGAAAUGGUGGAAGUGAUGGUUGAUAUGAUUCAAUCUAACUCGGUGGAAGCUGGCUGAGAAAUUGAAAAGAUUUAAGGGGCUCAUGCACAUUUAAAAUUUCUGAAACGUGAGUUCGAAAGACACUUGGACGCAGUGAGGUGGAUGAUGAUGUUGUGGGAAAAGUCAUGCACAAGCAUCAGUGUAUCUGCUUUUCUUGAUGGGCUCUACCAUCUCACUCAAGAGCUCCACUUAUGCGAGUGUGGUGCACUUGCACUCCAAACUCAUAUCAAAUACCCUUGUAUUGUAUUGACUACUAUAGGAG